CCUGCGAAGGCAUGCUACAAGCGUGCCACGCUUUGCUUCCGGCUUACUGUAAAUAUUGUAGCUUUUGCUUUUCAUUUUUAGACGUUAGCAGCAGUUAUUAUCAGUAGUAUCUGUUUUUGCUUGUUAGUGUUAUAUUAGCAAAGCAUUAGGAAUGGGGAGUAAUGGAUUAAAGGCUAUUUUGUUUGACUUGGACAACACUCUCAUAGACACAGCCGGUGUAGGUAAAAUAGCGAUUCAAAAGGUUCAUCGUCUCCUGAAGGAUACGUUUGGCCAUGAAGACCACAUCGGUGAAAUCUGCGACAGAUUUAAACUGAAGCUACUGCACGAAUCAUUCGACCCUACCGUGAGCUCUAUCGACGACGUAAGAACGUCAUACUGGGAUCAAGCUAUACGCGAAAUCAAAGGUACGAGUCCCAGUUCCACAUUAGCGCCUGCGUGUUACGAGCUCUGGAAAACAACGCGCUUGCAGCACUUGGCAGUACCGGACCCGGUCCGAGGCACGCUGGAGGAGCUGCGGAAGAAGUACAAACUGCUUUUACUGACGAACGGCGACUCGCAGACGCAGAGAGAGAAGAUCGAGGCCGUGCAGUGUGGCGACCUGUUCGAUGCCGUGGUAGUAGGCGGAGAGCAUCCCGAACAGAAGCCUGCGCUUUCCAUCUUCCUCCACUGCUUUGAUAUUCUGGCAGUGAAGCCUUCUGAAUGCAUAAUGGUGGGAGAUUCCCUGGACACGGACAUUCAAGGCGGCAGCACUGCAGGGGUCAGAGCCACUGUGUGGGUAAGCGCCAACGACAGACCUGCCUCUGCAGUUACGCCAGACUAUACCAUUGCAACAGUGCUUGAACUACCCCGAAUCCUGGAAGAUAUGAAAUUGGUUUAACUUGAGUUUUGAAACAAAAAUCAAAAUAUUAAUUCAAUAAUGCAUUCAAGCUGUUGGAUUGAGACCUGUCUAAUGGAUAAGAAAUAUGAGUACAGGUAAGGGGUAAAUGGUCCAACUGAGGUCUAAGACAUUAUGAAAAGGUUAUAAAAACACAUUUAUUGUUUUUAGGCACUUUUGGAAAGCAAUAAAAAGAAACAAAAAUGUUGGGAUAU
Lepisosteus oculatus (spotted gar) is the source of this 1089-nucleotide messenger RNA. RefSeq names its product N-acetylneuraminic acid phosphatase (gene nanp). Gene Ontology annotation, biological process: dephosphorylation; N-acetylneuraminate biosynthetic process. The record is from RefSeq and is a predicted model, not a curated record. NCBI's taxonomy places the organism in Eukaryota, Metazoa, Chordata, Actinopteri, Semionotiformes, Lepisosteidae. Gene Ontology annotation, molecular function: N-acylneuraminate-9-phosphatase activity.